This is a messenger RNA of Aphis gossypii (cotton aphid), 723 nucleotides long. RefSeq names its product bolA-like protein DDB_G0274169. The transcript has 2 exons. The record is from RefSeq and is a predicted model, not a curated record. The coding region runs from base 172 to 498 and encodes 108 amino acids. Lineage: Eukaryota; Metazoa; Arthropoda; Insecta; Hemiptera; Aphididae. Gene Ontology annotation, cellular component: mitochondrion.
CAUUGUUUUUUUAUCAUGAUACGAAUUUUAAACUUAACUACUUUAGUAACACUACAACUGUCUACUACUAAUAUCUAAUUAUUCUAAUUAGUAUGUUAAUAUUAAUAUAUAAAAAGCCAUUCUUUUGAAUAUUAUUUCUGAAUCAUAAGGGUCGAGUUUAUUAAUAUUAUUAUGAUGUCAACGGCAUCCAAGUGCGUGGAAAAUUGUAUUCGUGCAAAAUUACAAAAACGAUUCAAUCCAAAAGUGUUGCAACUCGUCAACGAGUCGUACAUGCAUAAUGUACCAAAAGACUCGGAAACUCAUUUCAAAGUCGUCAUUGUAUCCGAUGAAUUCGAAGGCAUGCCCUUGAUCAAGAGACACCGUUUGGUAAACACAAUACUGACGGAUGAGCUCAAGUCUGGUGUACACGCUUUGUCUAUAGUGGCCAAAUCUCCAAACCAAUGGAAAGACGAACCGGUCGAAAGUAGUCCCAAUUGCCGAGGUGGAUUUGGGAAGUGAGCUGCAAUAAUAGAAGAAUUCGGAGAGAAGAUUUAUACCUUAUUAUCAAAUAUCAUGGAUCAAUGCUAUAUUUUAUAAUAAUUUAUAAUCAUAUUGUACAACAUUAAACAUUUGUCAAGUAGGUUGAUAAUACUUAAGACAUAAAGCAAGCGUCAAUAUGUUCGCUUAUAUAUUUAUGUAAAAAUAAUUAUUCAUUAAAAAUCAUUAAAUAGAUUUUAUAUUUUA